UCAGCAGCCUGCUCUCUCUCUCCCCAGCGUUCCAUGUUCCAUGCACUUGAAUGAGCAGAGCUCUACCUUGGGAUGGCGAUUUCAAGAAUUCGAAGUUCCCGGUUUUAGGCGGCUCGCAAACUCUUGAAGUGCUCCGGAACCUUCGAGCGUCAUGCAGAAAUAUGAGCGACUCGAGAAAAUCGGAGAAGGCACAUAUGGAACAGUGUUCAAAGCGAAGAAUAAAGAAACUCAAGAGAUCGUCGCCUUGAAAAGGGUCCGGCUCGAUGACGAUGAUGAGGGUGUGCCUAGCUCGGCUCUGCGGGAAGUUUGCCUCCUGAAAGAGUUGCCUCAUAAGAACAUCGUUCGACUCCACGAUGUUCUGCACUCGGAGAAGAAACUCACGUUGGUCUUCGAGCAUUGCGAUCAGGACUUGAAAAAAUACUUCGACUCGCUCAACGGCGAAAUAGAUCCUGAUGUUGUCCAAUCGUUCAUGUUCCAACUCUUGAGAGGCUUGUCUUUCUGUCAUAGCAACAACAUCCUCCACCGAGACCUGAAACCACAGAACCUGCUCAUCAACAAGAACGGGGAACUCAAAUUGGCGGAUUUCGGUCUGGCUCGCGCAUUCGGAAUCCCGGUUCGAUGCUAUUCGGCCGAAGUGGUGACUCUGUGGUAUCGACCACCCGAUGUGCUGUUCGGAGCCAAGCUCUACACGACGUCCAUCGAUAUGUGGUCCGCGGGCUGCAUUUUUGCGGAACUAGCCAACGCUGGGCGUCCUCUAUUCCCGGGAUCCGACGUCGACGACCAGCUGAAACGAAUUUUCAAAUUAUUGGGAACGCCGACCGAGGAUACAUGGCCCAACAUGUCGAAACUACCAGAGUAUAAAGCUUUCCCAAUCUACCAUCCCGCGACGAGUUUCUCUCAGGUAGUGCCUAAACUCAAUCCGAAGGGCCGGGAUCUUCUUCAGAAAUUGCUGGUCUGCAAUCCCCAGGGAAGACUCUCAGCUGACGAAGCCAUGUUGCACUCUUAUUUCCAAGAUCUUCCGGCACACAUCGGCAACAUGUGAACAAGGGCAACGAUGCUCUAAUCCAUGAAGCCUGUCGGAUUCUAAGACUUGCGCAACAGCUAGUUGGAGGCUUCCAUCGAUGGACUUCUUCCGGGCUGGUCCAUGAGUCUGAGCUCGGUCGAGAUCCGGAAUCUCGGAUGGAUAUGCAGCAAAUCGCGGAGAUAUGUUGAUGUAUUUGAUUUGCAAAGCUACAGUCCAGCGUAUCACCAGCGGAUCAGAUUUUCGAGGUACAUAUGUAUGUUGAGGAUUUUUUUCCGAGCGAAUAAAAUGAG
Galendromus occidentalis (western predatory mite) is the source of this 1314-nucleotide messenger RNA. RefSeq names its product Cyclin-dependent kinase 5 (gene Cdk5). Gene Ontology annotation, molecular function: cyclin-dependent protein serine/threonine kinase activity; ATP binding. Gene Ontology annotation, cellular component: nucleus; cytoplasm. The transcript is spliced from 6 exons. The coding region runs from base 152 to 1042 and encodes 296 amino acids. NCBI's taxonomy places the organism in Eukaryota, Metazoa, Arthropoda, Arachnida, Mesostigmata, Phytoseiidae. The record is from RefSeq and is a predicted model, not a curated record. Gene Ontology annotation, biological process: axonogenesis; neuron apoptotic process; synaptic vesicle transport.